Phytophthora nicotianae INRA-310 is the source of this 369-nucleotide messenger RNA. RefSeq lists its product as hypothetical. Gene Ontology annotation, molecular function: protein binding. The coding region runs from base 1 to 369 and encodes 122 amino acids. Gene Ontology annotation, cellular component: extracellular region. NCBI's taxonomy places the organism in Eukaryota, Oomycota, Peronosporomycetes, Peronosporales, Peronosporaceae. The transcript has 2 exons. The record is from RefSeq and is a predicted model, not a curated record. Gene Ontology annotation, biological process: proteolysis.
AUGCUAGACCGUAAAAACCUAGUCAACGCAGGCGUGCUGCUCGCUAUUGUCGGAGUCUCGACUUGCGCGGCAGCGACCUGCUCGUCUCUAGAAAGCAACAUCGACUACCAAGGUCUCGAUAUUGGCAGCGCUCGCAGUGCAUCGGUGAACGGAUGCUGCUCGAUCUGCUCCAAGACUAAUGAGUGUGGCGCGUUUACUUGGACGAACUAUAACGGUGGUACCUGCUGGCUCAAGAAGUCCAAGGGCCCCACUAAAGUUAACAAUGGCGCCGUAUCGGGGGUUCUUCAAUCGUCGACUCCGGCAUCGACAGCGACUUGCUCGUCUCUGGAAACCAAUAUCGACUAUCAAGAGCUCCAAGGGUGGUUCUAA